Messenger RNA from Linepithema humile (Argentine ant), 1939 nucleotides. RefSeq names its product gamma-secretase subunit Aph-1 (gene aph-1). NCBI's taxonomy places the organism in Eukaryota, Metazoa, Arthropoda, Insecta, Hymenoptera, Formicidae. The record is from RefSeq and is a predicted model, not a curated record. Gene Ontology annotation, molecular function: protein-macromolecule adaptor activity. Gene Ontology annotation, cellular component: endoplasmic reticulum; gamma-secretase complex; membrane. Gene Ontology annotation, biological process: positive regulation of catalytic activity; Notch signaling pathway; Notch receptor processing.
AUCGAUAAACCCUUCAUGCAAGAGUGAUCAGAAUAGUCCACAAAUUAUCACACGAGUGACUCAAGUAAAACGAUUCCGAUGUGUGCGGAGACUUUUGUACAUUUCUAAAACAAAACGGCGCGAUUUUUUGUUGAAUUUGUUUACCGUUCACUGUAUCAAGAGAAUAAAUGUGCCCAACAGGGGAAAAUAUUCGAGCCGUGAAGAGGCUUCGUAGAAUUAAAGGGAUUUAGCGUUUGUUGGCGACGAGAGGAGGAAAAAGAGAGAGCAAGCAUCAACGAGAUUACACACGACUUGACGUCGUGAUUAUUAAGGAAAAAUGACUGCUAUGGGUUUCUUCGGUUGCGCCUUCCUGGCCUUCGGCCCGCCGCUAGCUAUGUUCACCUUCACCAUCGCUCACGAGCCUAUCCGGAUAAUCGUGCUGAUCGCCAGCGCUUUCUUCUGGCUCAUCUCCCUGCUGCUGUCGUCGGUGCUCUGGUACAUUGUCGUCCCGCUGCAGGGAUACCUCGCGUUUGGACUGGUGUUUUCUGUACUGUUUCAGGAAAGCUUUAGGUAUCUGCUGUAUUGGGUUCUGCGCAGAGCUGAAAAGGGUUUGGACAAACUGACAACGAUAAAUGUGGCAGACAGCAGAGAUGCAUUCGCUUAUGUGUGCGGCUUGGGUUUCGGUUUCAUGAGCGGCUCCUUCGCUUUGGUUAACGUCUUGGCUGACGCAGUUGGACCAGGCACCAUGGGCCUGCGGUCAGGCACUGAAUACUUCUUUAUGAUAUCAGCCGCCACUACUUUGUGCUUGAUUCUACUGCACACAUUUUGGGGCGUUAUCUUCUUCUCUGCUCUGGACAGAAAGAAAUGGGGACAGAUCUUCUGGGUGGUCGGAUCCCACCUGUUUGUCUGUUGUAUGACCUUGCUCAAUCGUUAUCAGGCGUACAUGGUCACUCUGCUGACCGCUUACACAGUACUGGUGUUAACGGCCGCGCUCGCGUUUAAAAUCACAGGUGGACGGACGCAACUCCUGUUCCAGAGAAAUUGUUUACGGAGAAAUUGAGAGCUUGUAGGAGUUAUUUAAUAACGCGAUUACAGCAAAGAGAUCUAUCUUUAACAAUUACGAACGUCCUAAUGAGAUACAUCCUCCCCCUUUAGCUGCUAGUCUAUAAACGAUUUGUUCAUUGCUCCAUUAUAUAAGAACACGUCGAGCGAGCAGAAUAUUUUUAUGCUUUCAGCUUAUUAAGCAGGAUGAUGCGAGAAGAUGAGUAUAUUGUUGAUAAAUAUUACGAGGCUAAACAUAGUCCAUUGAAAUUCAUAAUGUGUACAUAAUGCAUUCACUUGACCAAACUGAGUGAGGAAUGUAUUUCAUACUGUAAUCUCUCAUGACGUUUUGAAAUUAAUAUAUUCCGUGAUGUUUCCUGAAGCAAGAUUUCCGCAAUUAUUUCCCCUUCAAAAGGCUCUAGCAUUGAAUACUCUCUGGUCAAGUUGUCCGUCCCUUAAUCAAAACAGUUGUAUGACAGAUUUGGACCAUUUCGAUGUGGAGCAUUCAUACAUUAUCUUCUUGUAUCCGUAAAGAGAAAGAAAACAAAUAUCCAAAAUGUGUACGUGUUUACGUGCGUCCGUGUAUGUGUGUAUAAAUACAUGUAUGCGUCUAUAAUGUAUAAUUAUUACGUCAAAUGAGGUGUAUAAUUGUGCAAUUCGCACCUUGAAAAUGAAUUCCUUGAUUAGGUUAAAUGAGGAUAAUAUGUAAGGAAUUGUUCGUUACUUUUUGUAUAUAAAAGGAAAUAAGAGGGAAGCCACUGAUAAUUACAUUUAAGAUAAUUACUGUGACAUAUAUAUAUAUAUCUCUUAACACACUUGAUUCAUUUAAUCUUCACUUACCACAUGUUGCAAUCGUUUAUUAUCCAAUUCACAUUGCAUUUCGUAUGACAGUAAAAUAAAAACAAUUUUUGUACAAUUU